AGGCUACAAUGAGGAGUUUAAAGUGAGGACGCUAUUUGAGGAGGCCAAUCUCACCAUCAAAAUAUUUAAAAUGUUUAAGUCCCAUGAUUUCUUUACAUUUUUUGAUGGUGAGAUUGACCUCCUCACUUUAAACUCCUCAUUAUAGCCUCUCCGUUCUUCUAAAUCUUCUUUUGGAUCAAGCUUUCAUUUGCUUAAAAGAAGAAGCCAAGAACAUAAAGGUAAUUUCAACGAAUUUCUUAAGCGAAAAACAAAAACCAAAAAACAAAAAAAACCCAGUUCAUUUCAUCUAACGCAAUGCUCUUCUGCUAUGAGAGUUCAAGUGAUUGAAAACCUCUUUAGGUGAUCUGCAUUAUGUGGGUAAACCCCUAAUUAAUUAUUCUGGGGACCAUGGAUGUGUCGAUAAAGGAGUUGACAAGGGCAUUGCCUCUGCCUUGAGGAGAGGCAAUUGUGUAGGGGACAAGUCUCAAUCUAGGACUUUGAAUUUUGGAAUAAGAGAUUGUAACUUAUGGGAGAUCAUUUUCUUUAGCACAAGACAUUGAACUAGGAAUCUGGAACCCUGAAAUCUAUGAGAAAUGGUUUUCCAUUGCUUGCCAUGGAAGUUACCUCUUCUCUAAGAAACCACAUAAAAAAUAAUCCCUAGUUCCCCUCAUAUAUCUCAAAUGAAUUGGGUUUUUGGCACUGUGCUCCUGGAAGAGAUUGAUCGUAGUUUUUCGAUGGAUGGCGGAGAAGAUCAAAGCAAGCAAUCUACUAGGAGAACCCCUUUCACUGAACUCAACCAAGUCAGCUCGGAUUUCAUUCUAGCCAUGGCAAUGCAAGAACAAGAGCAGGCGUACACAAUGCUGGAAACCAUCGAAAGCGAUAGCAGCGACGAAGAAGAAGAUGAUGCUUCCUCCCCUAAUGAAAACUACGAUCAAGACGAUACUGCUUUCUUUGAAAGCAGAGAAUUCGAAACAGAGUUCGGGUUUCUUGCGAACGAAGACAGUGGCAGCAGCAGUGACCAAGAAAUGGAUGAAGAUGAUUUUGAUGUGGAUGAGCUAACUUAUGAGGAGCUGAUUGCACUUGGAGAGUUCAUAGGGGAAGAGAAAAGAGGCCUGCCCAGCAAUGAAAUUUCCACAUGUUUGCAGCCCUACACAAGCAAAUCACCAUCAUCUAUUCAAAGCAAGACCAGCAUUGACAGGUGCGUGAUUUGCCAGAUUGAGUAUGAAGAUGGAGAAGCCCUAGUUGCAUUGUCUUGCCAACACCCUUAUCAUUGGGAUUGUAUAAGCAAGUGGCUUGAGAUUAAAAAGAGCUGCCCAAUUUGCAGCACAGAAGUCUCAUCAACAUCAUCAUCCAAAACCAAGAACAUAUAAACUGUAAUUAGAACCAGUCAUUUCAUUUCAUUUUAUUUAUUGGGUUGGUUUGUAAAAUUGUAAAUGUUCAAGAUAUCUAUUUGUUCUCACUUCUAUGUAAUUAAUUAAUUAAUCAGUUGCAAUUUGGAAAUGAAAAUAGAAUUUAUAAAA
This is a messenger RNA of Prunus persica (peach), 1499 nucleotides long. RefSeq names its product E3 ubiquitin ligase BIG BROTHER-related. The record is from RefSeq and is a predicted model, not a curated record. The transcript has a single exon. Bases 660 to 1349 code for a protein of 229 amino acids. Lineage: Eukaryota; Viridiplantae; Streptophyta; Magnoliopsida; Rosales; Rosaceae.